AUUGUAAUUGAAAACAGUUAUUUUCAUUUACAAUUUGAUACAACUUGAAUUUUUCAUGUUUUACUCUUCGUUUUGUGUAUUAUUUAUAAUAAAAAACAAUAGCAUAAUAUGAAUUUAGUGAUAAGACAAGUUCUAAAUAGGCAAACUUUUAGACUAUGUGACAAAAUUACAUACAAAUGUUUACCAAAACAUCUUCCUGUAACCUCAACAAACAAUGUUACACAAUUUCGGAAUUACUGCCAAGAUACGAGCGAUACAAGGAAGUUGCCUCCUUUGAUGGAGUUCCCACCAGUCGUGUGGCCAUCCUUUAUUAAAUUCAUUAAGAACUGGAUGUUUGCGAACUUCAUAAUUCGGCCUUACUUUGAACCAGAAUUUAGUCUUGGCGAAUUCAUCGAGGCUUCCAAACACGCAGUUCAGGUUGUUUCAGAUGCCUUACAAAGGAGCGAUUUCAAGUCACUUGAGGGUCUAGUGGAGAAAGAUGCCAUUGCAGCAUUAAAGACUGCUGUAUCAAAACUCUCUAUGUCUCAAAGACAGCUGUUAGCGAUAGAGAAGGAAGAUAUUUUCUAUGCCUUCCCUUAUCAGGUGGGUAUUAUGUUUGACGAUGCAGAUAAACGCUGGGUGGAAAUCACUAUGUGCUACCAUGUGCUCAAAGGUCUGAAACAUAUGAAAGACACUGGUGACUUACCACCAAUCUCUUUAGGAUCACAACCAGAAUAUGAGGAUAAAAUAUUCAUUUUAAACUACAGAUUCAUUAGGGAAUUCACAAAAGGAGUUGAAGACAGCUGGUGGGUGAACAUAGUGAACCAUUUUCAGCCACAUUCGCUCAUAAAAAAAUAGUUUAAAUAGUGAAAGGGCAAGUUUAAUGCAUGUUUAAGUUUAUACAGUCAAUAGUAAGAACAUAUGAAAAUAAAUAAAACAGUUUAAUUGUUAAAAAUAA
Galleria mellonella (greater wax moth) is the source of this 937-nucleotide messenger RNA. RefSeq lists its product as uncharacterized. Gene Ontology annotation, biological process: protein insertion into mitochondrial inner membrane from matrix; inner mitochondrial membrane organization. The record is from RefSeq and is a predicted model, not a curated record. Gene Ontology annotation, molecular function: ribosome binding. The coding region runs from base 109 to 837 and encodes 242 amino acids. NCBI's taxonomy places the organism in Eukaryota, Metazoa, Arthropoda, Insecta, Lepidoptera, Pyralidae. Gene Ontology annotation, cellular component: mitochondrial inner membrane. The transcript has 4 exons.